GUUUGAGAUCACAAUUCGCCAGUCCAUUCGCUACUCGCCGAUAGUGCAGCAGCUCUGGAGGAGGGGUGGGCGGUACUUCCUGUCGCUGGGCUGAAUAAGCCGCAGCUUCCUGAGUAACGUGGAGCGGAGAUGGGGUGCGGAUACCGUUUCAUGAUAGAAUAAGAACAAAAUAUCGGAAAACUCUUCAAAGGACCUCCAGACAUCAGGAAGAGGAAUGGCGACAGAGUUUGAUUUGACUCCUCCAGAAAUACAAGAACCCACCUUCUUUGACAAUGUCCUGCGUUAUGGCUUGUUUCUUGCAGCAAUUUUCCAAAUCGUCUGCAUAUUAUCAAUCUUGCUGCCUUCUAAAUCACCAGAGCCGGAGUGGGAACAAUUUGAGUUGAAGCCUUCAGAUAUCACUAAAAAACAGAAGCCUAUGACACCGUCAACAGGAAAGAAGGCCAAGAAAGAAAGCAAGAAAAAGAGAUAAAUGACUGGACGUCUACCAGAAGAAGAAUAGCAGCAAUGUUUCUGUGGUGGUUCUCGUUUUGUAAUCAUUGUUCCCGAAAAUGUUUUUUUAUUAUUCACUGCUAUUUAUACGUUUGAUUUAUACAGCUGUUUUUCACGUGUUUGAAGUCAAAUUGUAAUCACCAUAUGCUAUCUAUCUUAAUGCCGCAAUAUUUCAAAAUGAUCCUAACUUGUAACCAACUUUGUUAUGUUAGUCACUUUAACAGUUAUACAUGAACCAUUGAAUGCUGAUACAUAUACUUCUAUGAUGUAGUUGACUGUGGUCUCAGGGGAACAGUUUAUGUCCAACAUUGCCCCAUUCUUGCAUGCCACAGAGGAACUACUCUUUGUUUUAAAUGAUCCCUGAAUUGUAACUCUGCUUAAAUUUUAACAAUGGGCAAUUAUAGUGAGCAGGGAUAAAUCAUCCAUCAAGUCAUUGGGCGAUGACAUAUUUGAUAAGACUUAACAUUUUUAUUCAAGUGCUACUAAAGCUUCAGGACGUAAAAAUCCACCAGAGCUCUCUUGGUUUUCUGCACGUUUAGUAGACUUAAGUAAACAUGUGACUUAUUUCUAGAGAAGAACAGAGGAUAGAAACUUUUAUCCGGAUGCUCUGCUUGGUUGAAUGGAACUUGCACAUUGGCAAUGAAGGUCAUACGUGAUAAGAGCAGAAUUUGGCCAGUUGGCUCAUCAAGUCUACCCCGCCAUUCAAUCAUGGCUGAUCUAUAUCUCCUUCCUAAUGCCACUGUCCCACUUAGGAAACCUGAACGGAAAACUCUGGUGACUUUGCGCCCCACCCAAGGUUUCCGUGUGGUUUCCGGAGGUUUUUGUCAGUCUCCCUACCUGCUUCCACUACCUGCAACCUCCGGGAACCGCACGGAAACCUUGGGUGGGGCGCAAAGUCUCCAGAGGUUUCCGUUCAGUUUUCCUAAGUGGGACAGGGGCAUUACUCCAUUCUCCUGCUUUUUCCCCAUAACCCCUGACACCCAUACUAGUCAAGAAUCUAUCUAUUUCUGCCUUAAAAAUAUCAAUUGACAGUCUCCAUGGACUUCUGUGGUAAAGAAUUCCACAGAUUCACCACCCUCUGACUAAAGAAAUUCCUCCUCAUCUCUUUCCUAAAGAUCCUUUUCUAAAAAUCUCUUUCCUUAAUUCUGAGGCUAUGACCUCUGAUCCUAAACUCUCCCACUCAAGGAAACAUCCUCCCCACAUAUGUUAGCAAACAAAUUAAUUUCAAAAUGUGCAUAGAAAAGCCCAAUGACAUUACAUGUUUGGAACGUGAAGUAGCAUGUUGGCCGUGUGCUUUCUGUUUUGGUCUAUA
This is a messenger RNA of Leucoraja erinaceus (little skate), 1801 nucleotides long. RefSeq names its product mannosidase beta like (gene manbal). Gene Ontology annotation, cellular component: membrane. The record is from RefSeq and is a predicted model, not a curated record. Lineage: Eukaryota; Metazoa; Chordata; Chondrichthyes; Rajiformes; Rajidae. Bases 215 to 469 code for a protein of 84 amino acids. The transcript is spliced from 3 exons.